Messenger RNA from Hylaeus volcanicus, 3770 nucleotides. It is a transcript of the gene MED28, whose product is annotated as mediator of RNA polymerase II transcription subunit 28-like. Gene Ontology annotation, cellular component: mediator complex. Bases 341 to 1150 code for a protein of 269 amino acids. The transcript is spliced from 4 exons. NCBI's taxonomy places the organism in Eukaryota, Metazoa, Arthropoda, Insecta, Hymenoptera, Colletidae. The record is from RefSeq and is a predicted model, not a curated record.
GUAUUACUUGACUAACGUCGUAGAAACAACAUGUGGGAAGCAGUGGGAAGUGUAGUCUAAAAAGUUAGUCGUAGAUAUUAUAUCAAUUUCAAUAUUACAAAUGACAUAAAACACGCCGCACUAAAUGUCACAGAACUUAAAUAUCGUACCUAAUGUAUAUAUUAGUGAUUGUGCGUGACGUUUCAUUUAAUUGUAAUGUUUUCUUACUAUCUUCUUUAAUUGAUAAACGUGUACAUUAACCACGGACACUAGUUUUAUUUCAAACCAUUACGAUGGAUCUGCCGUAUAAUUAAAUUAAAUUAAUUAUACAUCUUAUUUGUAUAUAAAUACCUCAAGUAUAAUGGCGACACCCACUAAUGGUAACGGUAACCUAAUCGACGAGUUUGAAGAAGCUUUUCAGCAAUGUUUGAGUAUAUUAACAACAAAAGACGAAGGGUUAGGAAACAAUGGGAUCGGAGUAUCUGGUGGCUUGACUGUGGAUAAAGAAGAAGCUCGCAGCGAAGUUGAACAAGUUACCCUAAGAUUUAUAGAUCUUGCAAGGCAAAUGGAAGCUUUCUUUCUACAAAAAAGAUUUUUACUGUCCGCCUUGAAACCAGAACUAGUAGUAAAGGAAGAUAUCAACGAUCUCAGAGUAGAACUAGCACGUAAAGAAGAUCUUAUAAAGAGACACUAUGAUAAAAUCGCAGUAUGGCAGAAUCUGUUAGCAGACCUGCAAGGUUGGGCUAAAUCUCCAGCUCAAGGUCCGGCCCCUAAUGGUUUACCAAAUGGUACCCAAAGUGGACAAAACCAACAGACUGCAAAUGGAGCUGGAAGUGCAACGAUGCAGCAACAGCAGCAAAUAUUGCAACAUCAACAGCAGCUCCAGCAGCAACAACAGUUACAACAUCAAAUGCAACAUCAAAUGCAGCAACAACAACUUCAUCAGCAACAGGUACAACAAGGAACAGGUGCUCCUCCUACAACAGGUCUUCAAGGGGUUGGAGUGUCUGUGGGCCAACAAGGGAUGUUUAUGACUCAAGGAGGAGUAAGUGUGACAGGUGCAAGGGCAGGAUUCCCUGUUGGAGGCGUAGGAAGUAGUGCCCUUCAAGGACCACUAGCUUUUCUGGAGAAGACAACGAGCAAUAUAGGAAUGCCGGAAAGGCGGAGUUGACGCGGAAGGGGGAGGGGCCGGGGUCGGGGUCGAGGAAGAGGCAGAGGAAAAGGACGAAGUGCCGGAGGAAGUCUUCCUCCGCCACCGCCACUCCUCGAUACUUCGGACCCGUCGUCGUAUGCUGCUGCUGCCGCAGUUGCAGCUGCUGCGGCAGCGCCCCUUCCCUCUCCACAGCAGCAGCCUCCACCACCGUGUACAUGAACAUGUUUACACUAGGGCUGGGACUAAUUGUCGAGUUUUCCUGUAUUCAAAUAUUCCGACCUUUCGUUAAUUUCAAUAUUUAGAAUAUCAUUCAGAAACUUGAGUAUUCGAAUAUAAUGCUUCAGAGGCGUGCAAGACUAUGCGAUUGCUCAGAACACCAUGUAUCGAAGAGCAAGGUGUCCGCAAUUUUUGUUUAUUGUAAGGUUUACAACGCACCGUUACCUUUACUUAAAAUUAUUUAAUAUAAUAAACAAUAAGCAGAGAAAUUGCGAAGUGCAGCGCUCAAAUUAUUUUUACAGGACGACACAGUGACUAAGGCUAGUUGUUCGAAUAUUUAACGAUUUUCUAAACAUUUUGGUAAAAAGAAGUUAAUGUAUUUAUAUUCAAAUAGUCCUAGCCCUAAUUUAUAAACAGAGUUGGGCAUUAAUCGACAGAUUUUUGUAAUUAAUCGAUUAUGCGACGCGUUUGAAAAUUUUGUCGCCAGAGUUAAUCGCGAUGAACGUUAGCUGAUCAGUGAUUAUAUCAUUUACAACAAAUAACGAUUGAUGAUUAUAUUAACCGCUAGUCAGCCAUCAUCAGAUAACAAACAAUAUUUUAUUUAGAUAAAAAUCGAUUCGUAUAACAAAUAAAGUAAAUGAUUUACGAUCGAUUUAAUCGAUAGUAAUCAGUAUGAGAGGAUUAAAGAUGUUAGAUGUAAAUGAUUACGAUUAGUAAUUUGUCGUAUGAUCUUAUUUACACUUGAUACCGCUAAACCUUUCACGCUAAUUAUCGUGCAACAUAUUCGGUCAAAAUACUUAUCUUACUUAUUUAAUCAACGAUAAUAACGAGCGAUUACUGUAAUCGCCAAUCGUUAUUUUGAUUAAAGCUUGCCCAACACUGGUUUGACAGUAAUUUAAUUUGAUAAUGUAAGAUACUGUUCCUAUCCAUCGUUGUUGUGAGUUUAUAGUCGCCGUAAUCGAACCAAUUUAUAAAUGAAAUUUAGUGGCUUUAUAUUUUAUCAACAAUUUCUUAUCAUUGGAUGUUUGUACAUUAUUUUUUAAAUACUUCACGAAUCCACUUCAGUAAACAACUUAAAUUAAAUAUAGCAGAUUUUUAUUUCGCGCGUUCAAAUAUAUCGCAAAAUUAUAAUUUAUAAGUCAAAUUUCCAACGAUGAAAAAUUGCUCGUAAAUUAAUGAAACCACUAAAUUUCAUUUGUACACUGUUCCUAUGUCGGAAAUUAUUGUGAUCGCUGAUUUCUCUAAAGAAAACAAUGGAUUUCGUUUCCAUUACAAAGCAUCGAAAUGCUUGUCGAUUUAGUCCUAAGAAUGUGUUGCAAAUAACUUUUUGCGACACGUAUGAGAAACUACGUGUGAUACAGAUAUGCGUGUCGCAGACCAUUAGUUAUUCUGAAAAAAGCAGGGUAUCCAUUGAAAAGAUGUAGUUAAGUAGUGCCAGUUUUAUUAAAUCGUUUCAACAUAAAUGACGAACAUGUAAUAUUAUUUAGUAUACUUUGUAAAAAUAUUUUGUUCGCUUUGCGACUCGCGUGAAUCGCAAUCAUUCGUUCGAAUACUUCGCAUCAGUCUUUAUACUGUAACAAACUCGGAAGAAGACUAUGCAAAAUGUGAUGUACCCGUGAAAAAGAAUAAUCAGUUUGUCUUUUAAACUAUGUAAGGGGAGUGGCAGUAAGAACUGUACAUAACAAUGUGUGGUAAAAAAGUAACAUAAAUUUCACAUGUACAUAGAAUUAGAGGCACGUUUUUUUAUACAAUAAAUCAUGUAUUUUAUUAUAUUAAGUUCGAAUAAUUGUUAGCACUUUUACAAGUCGUAUGUAAUGUUUACACAAAUGUUGAUCAAAACUGUCGGAUGUAUUUCAGAUACGACACAAAUAAAGUGUAAAUUGCCAAAAUAACGAUAUACCUCCCGCGGAUAAAACCAUCUAUUAAGCCAUUUUUUGUACAAAAUUAGUAUAUAUUUUAUAUUCUUUCUUUUUGUGAUAUCGUCGUACAAGUUUAUUCCUGUUGUAUGCCUCUCUCCUUUAUUUUAUUUUUGUUGUAUAACAUGGUUAUUAAUAAUCAUUGACGUGCCCAUUGAUUACUAUUAACCGAAUUCAGCUUUUUACAUAAUAUGAACAAAAUCAACUGUACAAGAAAAUUAAGAAUUCAUUAUAUUUGUACUAAAUGCUGUCGUACUGUAAGGUAAUAUAAUUCUGUACAAAAAUGUAACGAUUACAAAUUUGAUAAGUUGUGUGAAUUUUAGUUCAAUUUUAUUUUACAUUCCCAUUGAUUUGAUUCGUUGUUUUCUUUCUUAUUUUUGUAUUCGAAUGUAAUGCAUUUACGGGUAUACGAAUAAAUGUCGGAAUGUAAAAAAGGAGGUGGUGGGUAGCGAUUAUAUAAAAUGCGUGUUUUUAUACAUAUGCAUAAAAAAAAAAAAACAGACAAA